Molecule: messenger RNA, 1925 nt
Organism: Poecilia latipinna (sailfin molly)
Lineage: Eukaryota; Metazoa; Chordata; Actinopteri; Cyprinodontiformes; Poeciliidae
Product: interleukin-1 receptor-like 1
Exons: 12
Coding region: 19-1872 (617 amino acids)
Biological process (GO): signal transduction
Source: RefSeq, a predicted model, not a curated record
ACGAGGGCGGUCGAGCUAAUGGACGUCUCCAGGCUUCUCCUGUCCAUCGUCAUGGUGAUGUCCACAUCUGAUGGGAUAUCAGGUACAUCAGAUUCUUCCUGCUUUCACAUGGACCAGGAUAAAUAUAAAGUUAUUGAAGGCGAAGCAUUUUAUUAUGUGCCCUUCGACAUGAAUGACCCCAACAUACCUGAUGAAAAUAUUACGUGGUACAGAAAUGUGGCUGAGAUUAAGUAUAUUACUGAGCUUGUGAAUAUCACCAAGAUUGUGAAUAUUACUGAGCUUGUGAAUAUUACUGAGCUUGUGAAUAUUACUGAGCUUGUGAAUAUUACUGAGCUUGUGAAUAUCACCAAGAUUGUGAAUAUUACUGAGCUUGUGAAUAUUACUGAGCUUGUGAAAAUCACCAAGAUUAUGAAAAUCACCACAGACGAGACACACAGGAUAUAUUACCAUGGAGGAACGCUGUUAUUCUUAAACAUCAGCGCUGAUGAUGCUGGUUAUUAUUUUGCCAGGCACAUUGAGCCAUCAGGUGAAUGUUUCUACUAUCAUCUGAAGAUCGAGGUCUUCAGUGAAACAAGCCGAGAGAAUCUGACCUAUGGAGCUAUCCGAAACUCUGCCCAGAACAUAAACAUUCCUUGUCCACAGCCUGUUAAAGACACAUGCAAAACAUUCAACGGGAACUUCACAUGGUUCAAGGGAAAGAAUCUGAUUCCUGGUAAACACAGAGAAAGCCUGUGGGUAAAUAAUGCAACAAAAGACGAUGAGGACAUCUACACCUGCAUAUGUACCUGGACUCACAACCACAAGCUGUACAACUCUUCUGGAUUCAGGAGACUUUUUGUUUUGAAAAGAGCCAUCUUUCGAAAUGCAACAAUUCUCUCUCCAACCAGCAAGGAGCAGUUGGCUGAUGAAGGCUCCAGCGUCAAGCUGAACUGCACUGUUUACUGUGGGAUUAAUGCAGAACGGGAUUGUAAGGCCACAUGGUGGGUUAAUGGAAACCCAGCGAAGCAGAUGGAUGGAUACAACGAGACCAGCACAUUAGACAUUGAGGUUCCUUCAAAGAGAACCUUCUCCACAGCAGUCCUGACCAUCCAAAGGGUUUCAGCAAAAGAUUUCCAGAAGGAGUUUAUGUGUCGCGGCUCAGGAUUUUAUUCAGGAAACUCUGUAACUUUAACUCUGAAGCAAAGAGAGUCCAUCAUUCCCUUCAGUAUAUUUAGAGGGUGUGUGUUUGUGAUUGUUGUGAUCGUCGCUGUACUGGUGAAAUAUUUUGCCAUUGACCUCGCUCUGUUGUUCAGGACCUGCUUCCCUUCAGAAAGAUGCAAUGAAGAUAUGAAGAUGUACGAUGCCUACGUUGUUUACCAGCCACAGAGCGUAGACAUGGAAAUAGAAAACCAACCGUUCAACUUUGUCACUGAGACUCUGCCCUCGGUUCUUGAAGACAAGUGUGGAUAUCGACUCUUCAUCCAGGGAAGAGACAACAUGCCGGGGGAAGAUCGCGUGGAGCUGGUGGAGAGCUGCAUUAAGCAGAGCAGGAGGCUGAUGGUCAUCCUGACACCAGGAUCAGGACCUGAGAUGAUGGAAAAUCCCACCUCAGACCAAACCUCAGCCAUUGGGUUUGACUGGCAGGUCGGGCUUCACCACGCGCUGCUGCAGAGGGAUAUGGGCGUGAUUCUGAUUCAGCUCGGAGAGAUGGGGCCGCAGGAUUAUGCACACCUUCCUCCAGGCCUGCAGCACCUGAUCCGUCAGAGCGCCCCCAUCAGGUGGCCGAAGGGCUCACGGGCAGCCUCCAAAUAUAACUCGCCCUUCUGGAAGAGAGUGCGAUACCUGAUGCCAGUCCGACCCGCCAGAAAACGAGAUUCAUCUGCCAUCAUCUAAAACCGCUGAGCUUUGAAAUGUGAACAUGGAAAAUUAAACUGAAAUCAUGGACA